Molecule: messenger RNA, 561 nt
Organism: Lactuca saligna
Lineage: Eukaryota; Viridiplantae; Streptophyta; Magnoliopsida; Asterales; Asteraceae
Source: the annotation of a GenBank genome assembly
AUGUCAAAUGUUGAGCUGUGUGAUGGAAGCUGCGUGUUGACCAUUUACAAGCCCUCACAAUACGACUUCCUCAGCCUCCUCUCUUUACUUUUUCCCAUCAAAAUUCAAAUUCCCACCUCACAGUUUCCCAUUUCUCUCUUCAUCUCUCCCAAACUCCGUCACACCAUGGAUGAUUUCAAAUCAAAAUCAUACAACUACAGUGAUCGAGACAUGCAACUAGAGAGAUACAAUGGUGGAUUUGGCUCAAAAAUGCCAGAUUUCGAGCACCACCCACCCCGCGAUUUCAGAUCUUACAGCGUUUCAUAUGCCUCUUCCUACAAAAUCCCACAAACGAACCUGGAUAUCGUUGUUUCCGGAGCUGGAAAUGAUUUCAAGCUGAAGAAAGGGAAGUCCACAAAUGGAUCCGCCACAAAAUCAUGGAGUUUUAGUGAUCCUGAGUUUCAGAGGAAGAAGAGGGUUGCAGGAUACAAAGUCUACUCUGUUGAAGGAAAACUCAAAGGAUCCUUUAGGAAGAGCUUCAGAUGGCUUAAAGAUAAGUAUACCCAUGUUGUUUAUGGGUAA